CAGAAUAUAGUCUUCAUUUAGCGAAAGGUUACCAUGAAGAUCGUAGUCGUCGUCGGUGCCAUCCUCGCGGGCGCGACGGGUGCAUCCACCGUUGCCUCGCGCGUCGGCGCCUUUUUGCUUGUGCCGACGGCGUGUGACGCGAAGGACUGCCCGCACGGCGGCUGCUACUUCGAAAACUGCUUGACCAGCGUCUCGUGCUCCGGCGGCGUCUGUGACUUUCGGAACUGCGCGGCGCCGAUUUGCCAAGGUGGCCGCUGCUCCUUUAUCGGGUCGACGGGGGCCACGUGCCCGGGGGGCAGCUGCGCCUUUUUUGACGUCACUGAAGGCUUGACCGACGGCUACUGCACUGGCGGUAGCUGCACGCUCGAUGAUAAGGCCCACCCGUCGUCCUUCUCGUCGUCGCUGAGCGUGUAAUAACUCCAUCAUGUGCGCCGAAUGCAUAAUGUACGCA
Saprolegnia parasitica CBS 223.65 is the source of this 451-nucleotide messenger RNA. RefSeq lists its product as hypothetical. The record is from RefSeq and is a predicted model, not a curated record. The transcript has 3 exons. Lineage: Eukaryota; Oomycota; Saprolegniomycetes; Saprolegniales; Saprolegniaceae. The coding region runs from base 34 to 414 and encodes 126 amino acids.